This is a messenger RNA of Entrophospora sp. SA101, 120 nucleotides long. NCBI's taxonomy places the organism in Eukaryota, Fungi, Glomeromycota, Glomeromycetes, Entrophosporales, Entrophosporaceae. The record is from the annotation of a GenBank genome assembly.
AUGAAUAAAUUAAAAUCUGUUGAACUUAUUUCAGAUCCUAUCACGUUUAAAGAUCAAGAUCAACGAGUCUAUAACCAUGUUGACUUGCCCGUGGUAACAGAUCAGUCCCCAUUAUGUUGA